This is a messenger RNA of Rhodamnia argentea, 2369 nucleotides long. Its product is annotated as casein kinase 1-like protein 2. NCBI's taxonomy places the organism in Eukaryota, Viridiplantae, Streptophyta, Magnoliopsida, Myrtales, Myrtaceae. Gene Ontology annotation, molecular function: ATP binding; protein serine/threonine kinase activity. Gene Ontology annotation, biological process: signal transduction; peptidyl-serine phosphorylation; endocytosis. The coding region runs from base 454 to 1881 and encodes 475 amino acids. The record is from RefSeq and is a predicted model, not a curated record. Gene Ontology annotation, cellular component: cytoplasm; nucleus. The transcript has 14 exons.
CGCGGGGAGGGGAGCACCGGGCAAAACAUCGUUCGCUGUCCGCCGAAAGUCUUUUCCUUUUCGAUUGGAUCAAAAACUUGCAAUGCGAGCGCAAAACGUCGUCCUCCGAUCAGGGAAGAGAGAGCGAUGGGAGCGACGGAGAGAUGAUGAUUAGCGUGAUGCGUCGUAGCUUCGUCUGAUUGAUUCGGCAGCUUUCAAUUUGUUUUUUAUUUUUUUGUUUCCUUCUUCCCCAUUUGAUUCGUGCCUUGAGAAGAGAAGCCCAGGAACCCUAGAUCUUCGGUUUCGGUGCGGUUCCUUUCCUUCGUCGUCUACGUGCCGGAGCGGUCGCGGGUCGGCGGCGCUGAUUUACGCAGAGCUUUUUGCGUGGUUUCUUCGCGUGACUCGGGUUCGAGGUUAGGGUUUCGGAUCGCUUUUUUUUUUUUUUUUUUGUUUGGGCGGGGGGCGAAGCGGCAGAUGGAGCCUCGCGUGGGGAACAAGUUCCGGCUCGGUAGGAAGAUCGGUGGUGGCUCCUUCGGGGAGAUCUAUCUCGGUACUAAUAUACAGACAAAUGAAGAGGUCGCCAUUAAGCUCGAAAACAUCAAAACAAAGCAUCCUCAAUUGCUAUAUGAAUCAAAAUUGUAUCGGAUCCUGCAAGGAGGAACUGGGAUUCCGAAUGUAAGAUGGUUUGGUGUCGAGGGAGAAUACAAUGUACUUGUGAUGGAUUUGCUUGGACCCAGUCUUGAAGAUCUAUUUAACUUCUGUAGUAGGAAACUUUCCUUGAAGACGGUUUUGAUGCUUGCGGAUCAAAUGAUUAAUCGUGUCGAGUUUGUUCACUCAAAGUCAUUUUUGCAUCGAGAUAUCAAGCCAGAUAAUUUUGUGAUGGGCUUGGGGAGACGUGCCAAUCAGGUGUACGUUAUUGACUUUGGUCUGGCCAAGAAAUACAGAGAUAGCUCAACUCAUCAACACAUUCCUUACAGGGAAAAUAAGAAUUUGACUGGAACCGCAAGAUAUGCAAGCAUGAACACUCAUCUUGGCAUUGAGCAAAGUCGGAGGGAUGAUCUAGAGUCUCUCGGUUAUGUUCUUAUGUAUUUUCUAAGAGGAAGUCUCCCUUGGCAGGGAUUGAAAGCAGGAACCAAGAAACAAAAGUAUGAGAAGAUUAGUGAGAAAAAGGUUUCUACUUCAAUUGAGGCUCUGUGUCGUGGUUAUCCAACAGAAUUUGCAUCCUAUUUUCAUUAUUGCCGUUCACUGCGAUUUGAUGAUAAGCCUGAUUAUUCUUACUUAAAGAGACUAUUCCGUGACCUCUUCAUUCGUGAAGGUUUCCAAUUUGAUUAUGUAUUUGAUUGGACCAUACUGAAAUAUCAGCAGUCUCAAAUGGCAACACCCCCAUCUCGUGCACUGGGUCUUGGUGCUGGACCUAGUUCUGGGAUUCCCCCUCCUGCUGGCCAUGUGGAUAAGCAGUCAGGUGGAGAAGACGGUCGUCCAGUUGGAUUGUCUUCUAUGGAUCCUUCUAGAAGAAGGCUAUCUGGGGCAACUGCAACUGCUGGAAGUUUCUCAAAGCAGAAAAGUCCAUUAACAAAUGAUGGUGCAAUUUCCAAGGAAGCAAUGAUGUCAAGUUCAACAUUUUUGGGACGUUCUGGUGGAUCGUCAAGGCGGGCAGCAAUUUCCAGCAGCCGCGAGUUGUUUAUGGGUGCUGAAUCUGAUUCCAAUCGUGCUCGCACGACAGAAGCCAGUCCCGGAGCAGUCCGCAAGUUUUCAAGUGGCCAAAGAAGUUCGCCAGUCGCUUCAUCGGACCCUAGGCACACAUCCUCCGGAAGAAACGCAGUACACCUUAAGAAUUACGAAAACGCCCUCAAGGGCAUUGAGAGGCUCCACUUCGACAGUGAUGAGAGGGUUCAUUUUUAAAAGGCCAGUUUCGCGGAUUGUUGUAAAUCAAGAACCCUUCCAUGCGAACUGUGGUAGGAUAGGCUACUCUAUCGGGGAAUCGACCAAGUGAAGCAUCCAAGUCCAGGUAUCUUGUGCUGCUAUAUGUUACCGGAAUCUGAAAAUCACGGAUUCAACGAGCGGAUGCAUGCAAAGGGUGAUCUUGCAUCAUCUGUGGAAGUUGGAUUUUCUCGGCCCCUUAAAAAAAAAAAAAAACACCUUUUUAAUCCUUUUCCUUGUGACUUCAUCUGACGAUCAGUGUCUCCGUGUGCUUCCCUCUUAAGUUCUACUUUAGCAGUAUAACACGAUUAUUGAUUUUAAGAAUUUUCUUUGGCCCUGUAAAUUGGCCGUUGUAUUUGUUUAUUGAAUCAUACUCCAGUACACAAAACCCCAAAAAGUUGCUGAAUGUUCCGUUUCAAUUUAGCUCGAUUCGAGGAGAACCUCCGAAUUGACAUGUUUGAUUGUUCGUA